CACUCCUUUACAUUAGAGCUGAAUAGCUCAGCUACUUUAGCUUGCUCACUGAAAAGUAACUCAUUCUGUAAGCCAUUUGAGUUGAAUGGCAUACUGUUCAGUAAUAAAGGUCAGACAAGCCUGAAUCAAUCUGUGGAAAGGUGAGGAUUCUAAAUCGAGCACUAACCAGGUGACUGUUCAUAUUUCAGAAACAACUGUAUCUGGGGCAACAAACUUCGACCCAUUUUCAAUUCACACAGGCCUACGGCAGAUUUAAGAUGACAUGAAAUGUUUCAGUGUGUUUGUCUUUUAUGAAUGAUAAAACCCACAUGUAAGGAGGCUAACCAACAAACUCUUAUAACUUCGAACUCUCUACUCAUUCUGAUAAUUAUGGUGUCUCAAAUGCCACAUAUUUUAAAUCUUUCCUAACUUUAAAACAAAUCCUCUCGAACACAUCGUCGAUUCAUGCGAAUCCUCUCAUUCAGGCUGUAUUAUUGUAUUAAUGUGCUAAGCAUGUAAUCCAAAGCCUUUAAGCGGUUGUGAAAAAGUGGUGUAAAUCUACAUGUGAACAGCAGAUGGCAGUGGAAACUUACCAAUAUGUCAAGAUCCACCUGCUCUCUUGAAACUGCACACGUUUAAACCUAAACCAAAGCCGUUUUAAUAAGCCGCAAACUAUUGAGAAGAAGAAAAUAUUUGUAACCAAGACUGUAUAUUUAUGUCAUGAUUAUCUUGUAAUGUUAUAUAAUAUUAGGCUAUACAUAAUUAUAUUAGUAUUAACAGGAAAGCUGAAUUGUGAAGUUGUGCUUUGUUUUUACAUUUUUUUAAACAAUUACUUUAGUAUAUGUUCUUUAGCAUUACUCUGUUAUUUUAUAAAGGUAUAAGCAUAAUAAAUUAUACAGCAAAAGCGGAUCAAGGUUUUGUAUACGUUUACUCGGCGGCGUCCUGUCAAUCAAACGGGAAGACGAAUCACUGCUCUCGAUGGGCGGGAACAUUUAAAAAGCGGCUGACAUAAAUUCUUGAGCGCGCCGCAUUGUCCUCACUGCUCAUAGUUUUUGCUCCUUGAACUUGUCUGCGUAGUUAUGAAGGAUGAGUGACGUUUUGUCAGUUAUCAGUUAAAAAAGCCUAAAAUUAAGUAAUUAAUGUGAUUAAACAACAGGCCUACUAAUUAUAGAUGAGUUCAUAUGAAUCUAGUGUAUACCUAUAGCCUAAUUAGUAGUACAUUAUCUGUCGUCAUGGGCAACAGUGAAGUUGUGAAAUCGCUGGACACAAUGGGAGACAGCAAUCAGAGUGGUGUAAUCAACAGAUCCAUCAGCGAUCGCUUUAAAAGCCUGGAAGACAUUGAUGUGUCCGCCGAUGGGAGUCCGGUGCUGAGGUGCAUGAUCUCCAUCACCUACUCGGUGGUUUGCGUAGUAGGUUUGAUCGGCAACCUGCUGGUCUUCUUCUUUAUACGCGUGAGACGAGAGAGACGCACAUCCAAAAUAAACUUUUUCAUCCUCAAUUUGGCCGUGACAGAUUUCCAGUUUGUGUUGACUUUGCCUUUCUGGGCCGUGGACACGGCGUUGGACUUCAGCUGGCCGUUUGGGGACGCCAUGUGUAAGAUCAUCCUGUCAGUGACCGUGAUGAACAUGUACGCGAGCGUCUUCUUCCUGACCGCGAUGAGCAUCACACGCUACUGGUCAGUGGCUUCAGCUCUGAAGGACCGCAGCAGACAGACCAGCUGCUCCAUCAGGUGGGUCAGUGUCGUCCUGUGGUCUCUGGCCACCGUAGCCACCGCGCCAACAUCCAUUUUCUCCACAGUCACUAUCGUGGCCGGCGAAAAACUUUGUUUGUUGCGGUUCCCCGACGGACAGUACUGGUUGGCAGUCUAUCAUCUCCAGAAAAUACUAAUUGCUUUUAUUUUGCCAAUGGCAAUAGUCUCCAUCAGUUACCUGCUGCUGUUGAGGCUCAUCCGACAACGGAGUAUGAAGAGCAACUCCAAAAGAAGAACGCAAGUCACAAAGUCGGUCACCAUAGUGGUCUUGUCGUUCUUCCUCUGCUGGAUGCCCAAUCAUGCCAUAACGUUUUGGGGCGUGCUGGUGAAAUUCAAUGCGGUGUACUGGGAUAAGUCGUACUAUAUCGUUCAUACCUAUGUGUUUCCGGUGACUGUGUGUCUGGCGCACGCAAACAGCUGUUUAAAUCCAUUUAUUUACUGUCUGAUGCGCAAAGAGUUCAGGAAAAAACUAAAGGACCUGUUUCUCCGAGUCUGAGAAACAAGUGCACGCGCACCCCGCGAGACUCAAUCCUGUGGAACAAAUGUGUUUAAUAAGCAAAAAAUGUAACUUUGAGUCAUUGUUUACUCACCCUCAUGUUUUCCAAGCCUUUAUGACUUUAUUUCUUCAGUGGAGCUCAAAAGGAGAUGUCAGUUCACAGGUUUGGGACAACAUGAGGGUGAGUAGCCAAAAUAAUGACAGAUUUGUUAUUUUGGGCGAACUGCCUCAACAGUAUGCGUUUGUUGUACGUCAAUUGUAUUGUGUGAAUGUCUGGUGUUCUUGUGGAACAUUGUUUUCAAAUAGGCUAAUCGAGAUAAAAUGUUAGCCUACAUUACUUUUGCGUUAAAACCAACACUUCAAACUAAACACGCAGCUAUAAUUAAAUUUAGUGGCUCAGUUUCAUUGCACUAAUGACUGAGGAUUUAAAAAAAAAUAAUAAUAAUAAUAAUACAGUAUUGUGCACUUUAGAUCUCAAUUAAUUGUGUAGGCCUAUAGCCUAUAUUGUUUUUGAAUGUUAAAUUAAAAUCUGACUUAGAAAACACAGAAUAUAUAAGAGAGCAGGGAUGUUGUCUGGGAGGAUUGUGCCUCAGUAGGUAUUAGGCUUUGAUUUAAAAGUCCAGUUUGUGUUUUUGUAUGUUGGUUUCAUACACAUUGUUCAAAACCUUCUUAAAAAUGUUUUGUUGUGAAUUUGAUCCUCCAAAGUCAAAUUCCAAUAUCAUAUUUUACAGUACAAGUUGUUGGGGUAACAAGUGGACUAAUAAAAUUAGACACACUGACACAACCGAAAGGCUGAAUUGUGUUUUCAGCCAAGAGUAUUUUGCAUAAAUGUCAUGCCCUGUUACACAGCGUAAUAAAUAUUUGUUGGCCAAAAUUUUGGUUUGCUAUUGUAGGGUAGGCUACUUUUGACAUUUUUGCAAUUUCGCGAUUUUUUUGUUUUGUUUGUUUUGUUUUUUUGCAUUGCUAGUUAUUUUACUGUUCAAAUUUAGCUGAGAAGCCUUCCAUUGUGACAACAUGAUGAAACUCAAUAGCCUGAGAAAGAUUAAUCAGGGUAAGCAUUGUGAUGACAACUAGCUUCAGUCUCCCCUAUGUUGCUAUUUUCAUCAUAAGCCAUUUAAAAUUAUUAAAAAAAAAUAUCUGCAUGUCCCUCUCGCAGUGCUUCUCAUAUCCUUGUCUCGUUCUCAAUUAGCAUUACUGACAGACACUCCCAAAAGCUCUCAGCCAAGAUACCACUAUCCAUCCUGAUCAGAGCUUUGUGAAUCAAAACAUUCUGCAAUUCAUUAAGCAAAAAGCAUAAAUGUUUCAUUUAGUCGAGCAAGGCCAUAUCAGUUUCUUCAGAACACGUUCUUGAAUGCCGUAGAAGUGACAGCUCUGCGGCAUGCAGUUAAUUACCCAGAAAGGGGCGAUCAGGUUCAUGACCGAUGAGAAUACUUAACGUCUUGUUAAAUUGUGGUUGCUUUAAAUCACUUACAUAGUAAGCUAAUGGUGGUCAUUUGCAGGCAAUUUGGAAGAUUUGAAAAGACAGUACAUCUGCUGCUGUUUACCGUCACACUCACACAGGAGCCUUUUAAUGGACACCCGGCUCAGAAUUGAUGCUCUUGACGAUGUCCUGUUGGUUAUGAUACAGUACGUCACACUCCCGUGUUCAGACUGUGGAGGGUAACGGACUGUGAGGAACAAUCUUUUUUGAGUGCAAAUAUUUUUCCACUGAAGCCAAACCAAAAGUAUCCUUUAAAAACAAAGCAGUAGGCACAGAUAUGGCUCCUAUAACUCUGCUGCUCUCAUUUUAUGUGUGCACUUAAAUGUCAUUUAAAUAAUAUUUGAAAUGGAAAGAAAAAUUCUGCAUGAGUCAUUGAAGGUCCUGUUUGUUUUGACCAGUACCGCUGCUACUAAAACAAGCCUUUUUCAUGUGAUGCGGUCACAUUAUGUGGAGGUAUGGAAUGGGACCUUAAUCCAGGAUUUACAUUACUGUGUUGUGUUGAUGUAAAUCUAUUGCCUAUGGAUGUUUGUCAAUAUUAUAAAAUUCACUUUGGUCUCCCGCUCAGUAUGCUGAUAUAAUCAGAUCCCCACUGUUAACAGGAUUUCCUGUGGAGACAGGGUUUCCUAUUACAGACUGAGUUAGGAGUUAUGUUAUAAUAGUCAUAUCUUAAUGCACACCAUCAUAUUCCCAUUAUGAUCUAGAUAAGAAUUUUACACAUAUUAAAAUUUAAUUUGCCCCCUUAAGUUCCGCCCACAGCAUUUCACUAAUAUUGCUGUCUGCCUUUGGACUUAUUCAGUAACAAUAUAAACCAAAAAGUAGAAGUGAAUGUACUGUAUAUUGCAUGUAUUAUAAUUGGCUUGCUUGCAUUUUUGUACAGUUAUCUCAGUUGUUGUAAUCUUAUUCUUAUUAGGCCUGAUUGUUUGAUCUUUUUAAAUGAAAGGUGAAAUACAUUUAAUGAUGUCUGUGUUUUGAUGAUUGUUGUGAGAUUUCAAAGUCUGACAAUGACUCAUAAUAAAUUCUAUAAAAGUC
Messenger RNA from Megalobrama amblycephala (Wuchang bream), 4734 nucleotides. RefSeq names its product relaxin family peptide receptor 3.3a1 (gene rxfp3.3a1). Gene Ontology annotation, biological process: G protein-coupled receptor signaling pathway; immune response. Lineage: Eukaryota; Metazoa; Chordata; Actinopteri; Cypriniformes; Xenocyprididae. The transcript has a single exon. Gene Ontology annotation, molecular function: G protein-coupled receptor activity. Gene Ontology annotation, cellular component: membrane. The record is from RefSeq and is a predicted model, not a curated record. The coding region runs from base 1161 to 2225 and encodes 354 amino acids.